UUCAUCAUACUUCAUUGCAUCUGCAGCAUGGAGAUCUCAAUUUCGCUUCGUUCUGCAUCGUGCAUAACAGGAAUUCUCUUUGGGAUAUUUCUUACCUUUAAACUAGUUCGUUCAAAGAAGAAAGGAACCAGGAAAGUUCCUCGAGGAACAGUUAUCCUGCAUCAGUUCAAACGAUCUUAUCUUGGCGUUCCUAACCUGUCACCGCCAUGUAUAAAGUUAGAAACCUACCUUCGUAUGGCAAAGAUUCCUUACGAGUGCGACUACGGUCCAAAAAAAUCAAGCAAAGGCAAGAUGCCUUGGAUAGAAUACAAURGCCAAGAGAUUGCAGACUCAAACUUCUGUAUUGAAUUUCUUAUCAAGGAAAAUGGUCCUGGUUUUGGAGUCGAUGUUGAUAGCCACCUGACCGACGAACAGAAAGCCAUUGCAAGAGCUGUACUAGUCAUGUUAGAAGAAAAUACUUUCUGGAGUUUGGUACACUAUCGCGGUUUUGGUGAAGGUGGCGAAGCAAUUAAGAAAGCUUACUUGGGAAAUUUUAUUUUUCCCUUGAGGUACUUGUUAUUUCGAUUUGUGUUUCAAAGGAAGGUCAAGAACCAGCUCCAUGGUCACGGGAUAGGUCGUCAUUCUCCCGAAGAGAUUUAUGGGAUAGCUGAGAAAGAUCUAAAAGCUGUUUCAGCAAUUCUUGGAGAGAAGAAGUUUUUGUUUGGAGACAAACCCUGYCUUGCUGAUGCCUAUCUCUUCGCACUUGUGAGCAACUUCAUCUUCCUGACUCCCRUUUCCCCACAGGGAAAAGUGAUUWUGACGCAAUUGAAAAAUCUUGAAGCUCAUGCAAAUCGCAUGAAAGAGGCUUAUUACCCUGACUGGGAUGAAGUUGCCUUGGGGCAAAAGUAACACUCUUAAUUCYAGUAAUGACGCUUGRUGUUUAAAAUUAUAUUGUUACMAGGCACUAGAUAUUAGUACAAACGCUUUUUUGAAAGAACGUAAACUUUAUAUUGUUGAGAUUUUAAGUAAAAAAUGUUCAUUUUGCAA
This is a messenger RNA of Exaiptasia diaphana, 1026 nucleotides long. RefSeq names its product failed axon connections homolog. Bases 28 to 888 code for a protein of 286 amino acids. Gene Ontology annotation, cellular component: cytoplasm. NCBI's taxonomy places the organism in Eukaryota, Metazoa, Cnidaria, Anthozoa, Actiniaria, Aiptasiidae. The transcript is spliced from 2 exons. The record is from RefSeq and is a predicted model, not a curated record.